AUGGAGGACACAAACAAUACGACAGCCUGGUCUCAGUUUGACAACCCUUCCAACAAAACCCCCAAACCAGAAGACGAGGAGGUGAAGCUGAGUUAUCAAGUGGUCACAUCGUUCCUGCUUGGCGCGCUCAUUCUGUGCGCAAUAUUUGGAAACGCGUGCGUGGUUGCAGCCAUCGCCUUAGAGCGGUCUCUCCAGAAUGUGGCCAACUACCUGAUCGGUUCUCUGGCUGUCACCGACCUGAUGGUGUCGGUGCUGGUUCUGCCCAUGGCGGCGCUUUAUCAGGUCUUGAACCGAUGGACUCUUGGACAGGUCCCGUGCGACAUCUUCAUCUCUCUGGAUGUGUUGUGCUGCACGUCGUCCAUCCUGCACCUGUGCGCCAUCGCUCUGGACAGAUACUGGGCGAUAACCGAGCCCAUUGACUACAUGAAGAAGAGGACGCCGAGGAGAGCCGCCGUCCUCAUCAGUGUCACCUGGCUCGUCGGAUUCUCCAUCUCAGUGCCUCCAAUGUUAAUCAUGCGCUCCCAGCCCAGCAGCAUGGCAGAGGACAGGGCGAACCCAAAGCAGUGUAAGAUCAGGCAAGACCCGUGGUACACAAUAUACUCAACGUUCGGGGCUUUUUACAUCCCGCUGACACUGAUGCUGGUUUUAUAUGGCCGGAUAUUCAAAGCGGCCAGGUUUCGGAUCAGGAGGACGGUGCGUAAAACCGAGAAAAAGAAAGUGUCCGACUCAUGCUUGGCGUUAUCCCCCGCCAUGUUCCACAAAAAGACUCCCGGCGACGCGCAGGGCAAGACAUGGAAAAGGAGCGUGGAGCCGCGUCCGCUGCCGAGCGUCAACGGCGCGGUCAAACACGCGGAGGACGGCGAGUCUCUGGAGAUCAUCGAAGUUCACAGCAACUCCAAAGGCAACCUGCCGCUGCCAAACACCCCGAGCUCGAUGCCGCUGUUCGAGAGCAGACACGAGAAGGCGACCGAGGCGAAGAGGAAGAUCGCGCUGGCACGGGAGCGCAAAACGGUGAAGACUCUGGGCAUCAUCAUGGGCACCUUCAUCCUCUGCUGGCUGCCCUUCUUCAUCGUCGCCCUGGUCAUGCCUUUCUGCCAGGAGUCGUGCUAUAUGCCCCGCUGGCUGGAGGAUGUCAUUAACUGGCUGGGCUACUCCAACUCUUUACUCAACCCCAUCAUUUACGCGUACUUCAACAAAGACUUUCAGAGCGCUUUCAAGAAAAUAAUCAAGUGUCAUUUCUGCAGACCGUGA
Molecule: messenger RNA, 1251 nt
Organism: Chelmon rostratus (copperband butterflyfish)
Lineage: Eukaryota; Metazoa; Chordata; Actinopteri; Chaetodontiformes; Chaetodontidae
Product: 5-hydroxytryptamine receptor 1A-beta
Exons: 1
Coding region: 1-1251 (416 amino acids)
Biological process (GO): regulation of vasoconstriction; regulation of behavior; adenylate cyclase-activating adrenergic receptor signaling pathway
Cellular component (GO): plasma membrane
Molecular function (GO): G protein-coupled serotonin receptor activity
Source: RefSeq, a predicted model, not a curated record